GCAAAGUCACAGCCAAACGUACAACUCAAUCGAAAUGAAGGUGUUUAUUGCAUUCGCUGCCUUAGCCAUUGCCUGCGCAAAUGCGGCCAGUUUGGACGCUAUUGUUCAACCGGGAUUUCCAGAAGGACGCAUCAUUAACGGCCAACCUGCUGCCAAGGGCGAGGCCCCUUACAUUGUGUCCUUGAAGACUUCUUCUCACUUCUGUGCUGGUUCCAUUAUUGAUCCUCACUGGGUUUUGACUGCUGCUCACUGUUUGAUUUACAACGACUUCCAAGUGGUUGCCGGUUUGCAUUUGCGCAGCGAUGAAUCCGACGUCCAAAUUCGCCGUGUUGUUGGAAAGGAAAAUUUGUUCGGACACGAACUGUACAGUGGCAAUGUUGGCCCCGAUGACAUUGGUCUCAUCUAUAUUGCUGAAGCUUUUGAUUUGAAUGCAUUGUCCCGCGACGGAUCUGCUGCUGUGGCUAAGAUUAGCUUGCCCUCGGGCAAGUACGAACAAACUGGAAAAGGAAAGCUUUACGGUUGGGGUCGUGACAAUUCCGGUGCUUUGCCCAAUAACUUGCAGACAUUGGAUGUAAACAUAAUUGGCUAUUCUGAAUGCAAGGCUGCUCUGCCCCUCUUUGCCCCUGUAGCUCCCGUCAAUGUAUGUACCUAUACUGCAGGUACUACCGAUGGCGCUUGCAAUGGUGACUCUGGUGGUCCCUUGAUUAUUAACACCGCCGAAGGCAGCGAAAUCGUUGGCAUCGUAUCAUGGGGAUACACUCCCUGCGCCACCACCAAAUACCCCUCUGUCUACACCCAAGUAUCGUCUUACCUAUCCUGGAUCGACACAACAAUUCAAAAUAACUCCAAAUAAGUUUCUGU
Messenger RNA from Musca vetustissima, 861 nucleotides. Its product is annotated as lectizyme. Gene Ontology annotation, molecular function: serine-type endopeptidase activity. Bases 35 to 853 code for a protein of 272 amino acids. The record is from RefSeq and is a predicted model, not a curated record. NCBI's taxonomy places the organism in Eukaryota, Metazoa, Arthropoda, Insecta, Diptera, Muscidae. The transcript has a single exon. Gene Ontology annotation, biological process: proteolysis.